AUGGACGACGAAAAAAACGACUAUAACCCAGAAGAGGAAGUUACCACAGGAAACUGGAAUACUCCAAAGAUUGAAUUAAAAGAAGUAGAAAUAAAAACUGGUGAAGAAGAUGAAAGUUUAUAUUGGUCAGGACGAUCAAAAUUGUAUAGAUGGGUAGAUGGUGAAUGGAAGGAAAGAGGAUUGGGUGAAUCGAAAUUAUUAUUACAUAAGAAAAAAGGAAUAAUAAGAUUUCUUUUAAGGCAAGAAAAAACCUUAAAGGUAGUAGCUAACCAUUAUAUAUAUCCAAACGAAUCUUAUUGUAAACUUGUACCAAAUGCAGGAAGUGAAAAAAUUUAUGCAUGGACAGUAAAGGAUUUUGCAGAAGAACCAAAAAUAGAGCAAUUUGCAUUAAAAUUUAAUACUGCGGAAGCUGCCAAAUUAUUUAAACAAAAGUUUGAUGAAGCGGGUAAAGUUAACCUUAAACUUCUUGAUGACAAAGGAGAGUUAAAAGAAAAACAUGAAAAGACGGAGGAAAAAAACAUAAAAGAGGAAAAAGAAGAAAAUGGCGAAGCUGAAGAAACAGGAAAAAUGGUCAAGGAGGAUACUAAAGAAGAGAGCAAAGAAAAAAAAAAGGACGAUGAAAAAGAAAAUAAAAAAGAAGAUGAUGAUAAAACAACAGAUGAAAAGAAAAACGGAAUGAAAGAGGAUAAGGAUAAAAAAAAUGAAGAAAACGAUGAAAAAGAAGAAGCAAAUAAAAAAAAAGACAAUGAUGAUAAAAAUAAGAAUAAAACGAAUGAAAAUAAGGAAGGGGUCAAACUGCAAGAAAAAGAUAAGGAAAAUUCAAAAAAUGACGAUAAGAAAAAAAAUGAGGAAGAUAAUAUUAAAAGGGAAAGUUGA
Messenger RNA from Plasmodium malariae, 876 nucleotides. Its product is annotated as ran binding protein 1, putative. Gene Ontology annotation, molecular function: GTPase activator activity. The transcript is spliced from 2 exons. Bases 1 to 876 code for a protein of 291 amino acids. The record is from RefSeq and is a predicted model, not a curated record. NCBI's taxonomy places the organism in Eukaryota, Apicomplexa, Aconoidasida, Haemosporida, Plasmodiidae. Gene Ontology annotation, cellular component: cytoplasm; nuclear pore. Gene Ontology annotation, biological process: intracellular transport.